Messenger RNA from Alnus glutinosa, 1065 nucleotides. RefSeq names its product probable pectinesterase 67. The record is from RefSeq and is a predicted model, not a curated record. Gene Ontology annotation, biological process: cell wall modification. The coding region runs from base 1 to 1065 and encodes 354 amino acids. Gene Ontology annotation, molecular function: pectinesterase activity. Lineage: Eukaryota; Viridiplantae; Streptophyta; Magnoliopsida; Fagales; Betulaceae. The transcript is spliced from 5 exons.
AUGUCUUCCUCUUCUCGCCCAUCGCCGCCACCGCUCCGUACAGCAACAAUGCAUAUUGCCUUGGCAAUCGUCUUUGUGAUCAUCUCUGUCACUUUUACGGCUGACGUGCGUGCCUUGGAUGUCCAAACGGUCAUCAACUCUCCUUUACUGACGGAAAAGAUUAGCACCAACCGCACAAUCAAGGUCGAUAUUAAUGGGGAUGGGGAAUUCAAAUCUGUCCAAGCGGCCAUUGAUUCUGUUCCUGAAGGCAAUUCGCACUGGGUCAUCAUCCAUGUUAGGAAAGGGGUCUACAGAGAAAAGGUGCACAUUCCAAAAAACAAGCCAUAUAUAUUCCUGAGAGGGAAUGGGAGAGGAAGAUCGGCAAUUGUAUGGGCUGAAAGCUCUUCUGAAAACGUGGCAUCUGCUACUUUUAGGGUCGAAGCCACCAAUUUCAUUGCCUUUGGGAUUAGCUUCAAGAAUGAGGCUCCCACUGGGGUCGCUUAUACGUCACAAAAUCAGUCAGUGGCAGUAUUUGUUGGUGCAGACAAAGUAGCAUUCUACCACUGCGCAUUCUACAGUACACAUAACACUCUCUUUGACUACAAAGGCAGGCAUUACUACGAUAAUUGUUACAUCCAAGGCUCCAUCGACUUCAUCUUUGGCCGUGGCAGAUCCAUCUUCCAUAGCUGUGAGAUCUUUGUGAUUUCAGACAAGAGGGUGAAGAUUCAUGGAUCUGUCACAGCUCAAAACAGGGAAAGUAAAGACGAGAAUAGUGGGUUUGUGUUUGUCAAAGGCAAGGUGUAUGGCGUUGGUGAUGUAUACUUGGGGAGAGCAAAAGGUGCAUAUUCCAGAGUGAUUUUUGCAAAGACAUACCUCUCUAAGACCAUUGUACCGAAGGGCUGGACCAAUUGGAGCUUUGACGGUGCCACAGAGAAUCUACACCACGCGGAGUUUAAGUGCCAUGGACCGGGAUCGGAGUCAGAAGAGCGUGCUCCUUGGUCGAAACAACUCACUGAAAAAGAAGCUGCCCCCUUCCUUUCUAUAGAUUACAUUGAAGGCAGGGAAUGGCUGCCGGUGUGGAUAUGA